CUCUCUCUCUCCUGUUUUUGUUCUGCAACCUUUUCCCUUCCACCAACAUAAUAAAUCAACAAUAAUCUUUAAAAUUAAAUAAAUAAAAAAUAUAAAUAUAUAUUUUUCACAAUAAAAUUUUCACUUACGACUCUCGAGUCUCGACACUUCUUUCCUCUUCCCUCCCUUCUCCACCCUUCUCUCUCUAAAAACCCUAGUUUUCUCUCUCUACACCUCCUCUCUCUUUCUCCCCCUCUUUUCCUGUAUCUCGUGUUCUUUCGUCGUUUGCUGUUUUGGAUCGCGUGUUUCAGGUGGGGUUUCUUGAGCUUCAAUGGUGUGAAAUUGGGCGUCGGCCUUAUCGGUUUCUCCUAGAUCCCGAGAGAGCGAAGCAAUGGUGUCGUCUUCAGAUAGAGAGCUCGAGGAGCAGCUUCUUGACGCUGGGAAUCGCCUUCUUCAGCCCCUGUCGUCUGUCUAUGAACUCCUUCCUAUUCUCGACCAAGUUGAGAAUUGUCUUACAAGGGUGGAACAGUCGCCGCCCAAAUCGAUGCAGAAUGCACUGUCUCCAUCCCUGAAGGCAUUGAUUUCUGAUGAACUUUUGAGGCAUUCGGAUGUUGAUGUGAAGGUUGCAGUUGCUGCAUGCAUUAGUGAAAUAACGAGAAUUACAGCACCAGAUGCCCCUUAUGAUGAUGAUCAAAUGAAGGAGGUUUUCCAGCUGAUUGUAUCAUCAUUCGAAAAUUUAUCUGACAAGUCCAGCAGAUCAUAUAAUAAGAGGACCUCAAUUCUUGAAACUGUUGCAAAAGUUAGAUCAUGUGUGGUGAUGUUGGAUCUUGAAUGUGAUGCCCUGAUUGUUGAGAUGUUCCAGCAGUUCUUUAAAUCUAUAAGGGACCAUCAUCCUGAAGCUGUUUUUACAUCCAUGGAGACAAUUAUGACCCUUGUCUUGGAAGAAAGCGAGGAUAUUUCGGUGGAGUUACUUAUCCCCAUAUUAGCUAGUGUAAAAAAUGACAAUGAGGAAAUUCUCCCUAUCGCCCGGAAGCUGGGGAAGAAAGUACUUAAAAAUUGUGCUGAUAAGCUUAAGCCUUACUUGAUACAAGCAGUAAAAUCCUUAGGGAUAUUUUUAGAGGAUUAUAGUAAAGUAGUUGCUUCUAUAUGCCUAGAGAAAUCUGGUGCUGUUGAGGAGGGUGAUGUCAAUGUUUCUGGUGAAAAUCAGGCUGAUGAAGGUAGGAUGGUGAGGGCUUCUUCAGAUGAGGCAGCUCAGGUAGCUGAUAAGAUUUCAAAAGAAGCUGUCUGUCCCAAAGAAGUUGAUCCUGCUGUGGACAGAUCUCAGAAAUUUGUUAUGAGCAAUGGUGUCUCAGAGGCCCCACGUGAUGAUUCUUUGUUGGAUUCUAACUCUUCAAAAAAGCUUAAUAAUCAGUCCCAAAGUAUUAAUGCACGAAGCAAGAGUGAAUCAGGUGAUAGGCUAGUGGAUUAUGAAACGAAGACAGAACAGUCUUCAAAGAGAAGGGGUAAAAAGCAAAAUUCUGUAAUGAAUUCAGCAGAACCCUCUGAUUUUUCUCAUAUUGAUGGUGAUAAAGAAGCCGAGAAACUGCCCAACCGUCAAAAAAGUCGUAGCAUGCAAGUGCAUAAUUCACCUCGUGAGGGUUCAUCUGCUGAGGCAGCUGCACAACUAGAAAAUGAGAAAGAUGCAGGUGUUUGGGUUUCCUCACCAAAGGCUUCGGAGAGAGAGGCUGUGAAUGUGGCUUCCUCAACCCCAAACAAGGGCCUUCCUGAUGAGAGUCGUUCUAGAAAGGGUGGGCGGCCAAAAAAGAAAGAAGGCUCGACUCAAGAAGCUAAACCAACAGCUGAUAUUGCUAAGAAGGCAUCUGAAGGAGUAAGUGAUUCUGAAGUGAAACCUCAUAGGCGUGCAGGGAAGAAAGUGCCUACUGAGAUUGCUGAUGAGGACAGAACUCCUGUUUCAGUUGAUACUAUAAAGAAAAGAAGUAAGACUGCUGGUGAGUCAGAGGGAAAACAACCAAAGUCAUCUUGGAAAAAGGUGGAAUUAAGUAAUAACAAUGAGGAUGGGCCUUCUAUAAAGCAGCAAGAAGAUGGGAAACGGCGGGUACGAGGAAAAGCUAUUUUGGAGAAAGAUGGAAGAAAAUCUUUGGCUGGAGAUGAAGACAAGUCGGCCACAAAAUCUACUAAAGGUGAAUUUAAAAUGGAGGAAAUUUCUAAGGUGAACUCCAAGCGAAAGCGCACCCCUGGCAAGGAAAAAACACCUGAUGUGAGAGGGUUUGGCGAGAACCUGGUUGGCUUGAUGGUUAAAGUUUGGUGGCCAAAAGAUGAGAUGUUUUACGAGGGCCGUAUUGAAUCUUUUGAUCCUGCUAAAAAGAAACAUAGGGUUGUAUACACUGAUGGUGAUGAAGAGAAAUUAUUUCUUAGAAAGGAGAAGUGGGAGAUUAUUGAAGGCGAGUCUGUGCCAGAUGAGGAGCAGGCAGCUGAUCAUCCAAGCCCUGAUGCUUCACCUGAAAUGCAGCGAAAGAAGGCAAAAACAAAUUCUGAUGUGCCAACGAAGCCAGGCCAGAUAGAUGCUUCGUCAAAAAAGGUUGGAGGCACUUCCUCGGGCAAACCUAAAGUUGCUUCUGCAAAAACUGGUCGAAAAUUGAAGGAUGAUGGCAAAAAUGAUGGGAAAUCCCAAGACAGUGCAUCGAAAAAGACUGAAAAAUCUGAGGAUGUCAAUGGUGGUAAAUCCAAAGGUCAUACUGCAAAAAGUGGUAGUAAAGCAUCGGAUGAUGCUGCUAGAGCGGCCAGCAAAUCAAGGGAUGAUGACCCUGACACACCCAAGACCAGCAACAAAUCUAAGCAAGUCACCCCCAAAACAGUGAUGAAAUCCAAGGGUAAAACUCUUAAAAGUGGCAACAAGUCUAAUGCUAAUGGUACUGGCAAGAUGAAAUCAGGCUCUUCAAAGGUGAAAGAAGACGAGGAUACAAAGGAGAAAUCCCCUGAUUCCGGGAAGGCAUUGAGUGGUACAAAAGGGAAGUCACCAGAUUCAUCCAAGGCACAAGAUGGUGAGUCCAAGUCUGGAAAGAAGAGGCGAAGGAAUUGAAAAAUAUUGACGAACUCUGUAUGUGCUCCUUUUCUUUUGAAGUGGAGCUGAUUUUGUCCGGGCCAUCGAUGCAACACUUCCAUUAUUCAUCCAUAGUACAGAUCAAACUCAAUCUUGGCGCUGCAGGGUUCAUGGUAAGCUAUGUUUAUGGUACUUGCCAUAAUCUGACAAUACAUUUGGAGAUGUUGGCCAGCAUUUCAUAUGCACAGUUGGUAGGGUAAGCUAGUGUCUCUAUAUUUCUUGUUUUUAGAUGAAAUUUAUGUUAUUUUGGAGGGGUUAGUUUUGUUUUUUAUUUUCUUUAUUUUAUUUCUUAAAAAGUCGUCUUAGAUUAGCGGUAGAUUUUACAUACUUGUCUGAGAUGGCAUCUACUGUUAUUGUCAUGAUGGCCUUUCUAAUCUUAUACUGCAUUUGGGGGGAAGCGCUAACUGUUAUUCGAUGCCAUCAACCAAAAAUUUACCAACUUCGUGUAUUUAUAAUUUGUUAUUUAAUGCUUUUGACUUAA
Messenger RNA from Malania oleifera, 3560 nucleotides. Its product is annotated as sister chromatid cohesion protein PDS5 homolog C-like. The record is from RefSeq and is a predicted model, not a curated record. Bases 371 to 3058 code for a protein of 895 amino acids. Gene Ontology annotation, cellular component: chromatin; nucleus. The transcript has 14 exons. NCBI's taxonomy places the organism in Eukaryota, Viridiplantae, Streptophyta, Magnoliopsida, Santalales, Ximeniaceae. Gene Ontology annotation, biological process: mitotic sister chromatid cohesion; DNA repair.